AUGGCUAACGUAAUAUUUGUAAAGGCUGCCGUACAAACAGAUGAGUUAAGAAAAUCAUAUAAAGCAGUGGACAGAGCUGGCCUCCCCUGUCAGAUGGUGUCAACAGAGGAUAUCAUAUCUAAGACUGAAAAGGACAGUUUUCUUUAUGCAUGUGAUCCAUUCGAAGGAGAAGCAUUUGAACAUCUUGUUAAACUGGGAUGCCGUAUUGUUGGACCACUAUGUAUUCUACACUGUAUGAAACGAAGCGAACCGAUUCCAAAGACGGAUUCACCGGUCUAUAACAUCACUAUGAAAGACUGUAUAGUCAGUUGUUCUAGUAUUGCUAAGGCUCGUAGGACUGAAAUUCAUAAAUUGGUACAGUGGAUGGGAGGUGUUAUUUCCAAGAAUUUCACAGACAAUGUCACUCACUUAGUGGCAGCUGAAGUAGGAUCGAAGAAAUACCAU
This is a messenger RNA of Saccoglossus kowalevskii, 444 nucleotides long. RefSeq names its product DNA topoisomerase 2-binding protein 1-A-like. Gene Ontology annotation, biological process: mitotic DNA replication checkpoint signaling; mitotic G2 DNA damage checkpoint signaling; DNA replication initiation. Lineage: Eukaryota; Metazoa; Hemichordata; Enteropneusta; Harrimaniidae. The record is from RefSeq and is a predicted model, not a curated record.